Messenger RNA from Conger conger (European conger), 3543 nucleotides. Its product is annotated as GRAM domain-containing protein 2B-like. Lineage: Eukaryota; Metazoa; Chordata; Actinopteri; Anguilliformes; Congridae. The coding region runs from base 206 to 1297 and encodes 363 amino acids. The record is from RefSeq and is a predicted model, not a curated record. The transcript is spliced from 13 exons.
GUCUCCUGUUAGAGCCAGCGAUCGCAACCGAAAUUCACUUGAGACAACCUGUGGCUUUCACUGGGUGUCCAUUGACGAUGGGUUGUGAUAGGACUCUUGGAUCCGCACUUCAGGCAAUGCUAGCUCAGAACCUAUACCAGAAGUGAUAUAUUUUUUGUGGUUUAAAGUACUUAUUGUCGCGAAGCAAUACGUUUGGGUCUCAGAAAUGAGGGAGGAUUUUCCAAUGGAAUCAUGUUGGAGUUUUCGCUCAGUCAGAGGCAAGCCAGAAAACCGCUACACAGUGGAAGGGGUUGGGAGGCUGAGGAAACCAAAAGGGAAGAGCAGGUUUGAGCCCAGGAAAGUGGAUAGUUUGGAGGAAGCCCAUCUGCAGAUACAGGAGCUUAACAAGAGCCUCAACAGGCAGACUCCAAACAGCUCACAAAACAUUGAUGAGAGAGGCUUUGAGAGGUCUGAGGGUGAUCUGGCGCGGAAUAGUUUUAUAAAGCACAACAAGACAUUCCACAAGAUCUUUCUAGACAUUCCUGAGAGCGAGGAAUUGACACACUCGUUCACCUGUGCACUGCAGAAGGAGGUGCUCUAUCAAGGCAAGCUCUUUGUGUCUGACAACUACGUGUGCUUCUACUCAUCGGUCCUGCUCAAGGAUACCAGAGUGGUGAUCCAUGUAUCGAAUGUGCAAGCUGUGAAGAAGCAGAACACUGCCCGACUGGUGCCCAACGCCCUGUCAAUCCACAACAACGAGGGAGAGAAGUAUUUAUUUGUGUCUUUGCGGAAUCGCGAGGCCUGCUACAAGCUCCUGUGUUCAGUGUGUCCAAACAUGGAGAAGAGUGGUCAAAGCAGCCCGGUUGUCUCCUCAGCAGAGAAUAGCAUUGAUCCCGGGAAGGACACGAACACAAGCGAGUCAAGUCUGGAGGACUCCCUGGAUCCCCUGGAUGACAGAGACUCCAGUGUCCAGUUGAAAUCACCCUUGUCCAGGUUGCUCAGAACCUCAAGGACCCGAGAGAGCAGCUCAACUUCUACAGAUAAGGACGACAGUUCCAGUGACGAAAACACAGAUCAAUCUUGGAUUUGGUCCAUAACUGAGAAGGCCAAGUCGUUCCUAAUAUUGAGAGAGUCCAAUAACUUCAACAAUCUCCUCAUCAUCUACGUACUUCUUGUGCUGCUUCUCCUACUGACGUCAGGGUACAUCGGUCUGCGCAUCAUGGCUCUCGAGGAGCAGCUGAGCUCCAUGGGGGCGCUGCCAGAGUUCUCUCUGCAGAGUGGGCACAAAGACACAUCGGAUUUUGGACAAGGGGAAUGAAGAAAGAAGAUUGCUUAACUCAUUCCAUGGACAAUACUGGAGAGCCUUUUUUUAAAUCAUAAUUUUAAAUAUAAGUGAUGCUCAACAUUCCACCUCCGCAGUGAAUGUUUUUUUAAAAGACUGAGGCUGGACCUCAGCUAGUUUUUUAGGACAAGCAUGUCUGCCUUACGAAAGUGGAGUGGUGUGGUCAGUUCACACGUGAAACUGAAGACAGCGGGCCUGUCUGCGGACUGCUUAGUUUAAUGUUGAACUUUUAUCUUUUUUUACACACUUUGUUAUGUUUUCUUCCAGAAGUAACAGAAAUGAAGUGUAACCUCUGUAGGAAGGAGCACAAUAUAUAUAUAUUUUUUCUGAAUAAACUUUCAACGUACUUUGUCACUAAAAAACAAAAAGCCUAGUCACCUGUGUGCAUUUAGACUAUCAAAAAAAUAAUUCUUCAUUUUGUUUGGAGCCUUUAUAUUUAAGGGUGAUCAUACAGUCUCUUAAAUUAGGAAUGUUGUCUCCUUUCUCAGUUUUACAUAUUGGUUAAAAGACUAUGAAUAUAACAUCUGAAAUUAUAGGAAUAUGACUUGUUGUAAGCAAUUUAUCAAUCAUAUCACAUUUGCAGCAUAUACUAUGCAUAUCACAUGAAUUUACAAUAAUCUGAAAUUUUGUUUAAAUUUAGAUAUAUCCUCCUGAUACCAGGCAGAAAAAUUGUUUAAGUACUUUAGUUGUUGACAUAAUACAAGUAUCCUGGAUGAUAAAAACAUGCUGCAGUGAAGAUAUUUUGAAAAAUAUUAAAAUUUUUAUUGAAUGUCCAUUUUAGUGUAGAUUACUCCAAAUACAGUGAGCAAAAAUGAAUUGCCAGGAUAUAAAAUAUGUAUUUUGCUUUUCAUGUGAAAUACUAUGUCAUAUUUUACCAUACAUGACCUUUUAAUUAAUUCACAAUUCCACGUACUUAAUCUUACUUAAUCUGAUUAUUGUUGACAUAACUUUCUGUGGUGUUGACAAUAGCUGUGUUAGCUGGGAAUAAUCAGCCAAACGGUUUGCUCAUCUAUCUAGUAAUCAGCUAAUCCCCUACCCACAAUAUUAAAUCUUAUACCCGAAGCAUGUGUCAGCUUCUAAAAAAUGGCUUUGAUUGUUGUAUGCUUACACGACUAAAUGAUUAAGCAAAGCAUUGGUAAGUAAAUCAGUAGAUAUCAGUAGCGUCCAUGCUCAUUGUUUAUGAUGGUCCUUGUGUCAUUUUCAAGCAGGAGGGAAAUUAAAAAUGCUAAAUAUUUCUAAAAGCUCUUGCAGGUUAUUUAAAAAACAGCUCCAUGUUUCUAUGUUUAUUUUUAAUUUAUCAUAUUAUUAUGAUACUGAGAGAUAUUUAUGUGACUAAAGGUACAUCAGUCAAUGGAUUCAGACCAAAUUUUUUCUGGGUUUAUAAUGGACUAUAUUAAGCAUCAGAAAAAUUUUAGAAAUCAAAUGCAUUGCAAUAUUGACAGUGCAGUCUGUAAGUAUUCAGACGCAUAUUUUGUGAUUUUUGCUCUCUACUCCAGCAAACAAUUGAAAUAAAAGAAUGUGCAGAUUCAGUUUUAGCUAUGUAUGACACCUUUUAGCUAUGUAUGUCUCUGAUUGAUGGGGCGACCUGGCUCAGGCAGUAAGAGCAGUCGUCUGGCAGUCGGAGGGUUGCUGGUUCGAUCCCCCGCCCGGGCUGUGUCGAAGUGUCCCUGAGCAAGACACCUAACCCCCAAAUGCUCCUGACGAGCUGGUCGGGGCCUUGCAUGGCAGCCAAUCGCCGUCGGUGUGUAAGUGUGUGUAUGAAUGGGUGAAUGGAGAAGCAUCAAUUGUACAGUGCUUUGGAUAACGGCGCUAUAUAAAUGCCUGCCAUUUACCAUUUGAUUGAUGUAUUCUCCUUUUUCAUCCUAAUGAUUGCCUGUUUUACUGGCAUUGACACUUCUUUGGUUCUCAUGUUGAGAGACCACAACAACGGACUCCAAAUGCAGAUGGCGCUCCCAGAAACAACUCUAGACCUUCUGCUAGCUCUUUCAUGCAUGGCAUAAUGAUGAAACUUAACACACCUGUCCAAGAAACAUUUGAACAGCCAAUUGUCCAAUUACUUUUCAUCCCCUAAAAUUGAGGGACUAUAUAAAAAUGGUUGUAAUUCCUACAUGGUUCACCCAAUAUGGAUGUUAGAAACUUAGAAUUAAAGCUGAAAGUCUGCACUUAUACCACGCUGUUUUAUUUGAACUGUUUGCUUGAAUAAAGACUGAAACAACACAAAA